Esox lucius (northern pike) is the source of this 6955-nucleotide messenger RNA. It is a transcript of the gene kcnc4, whose product is annotated as potassium voltage-gated channel, Shaw-related subfamily, member 4. Gene Ontology annotation, biological process: protein homooligomerization; potassium ion transmembrane transport. Gene Ontology annotation, cellular component: dendrite membrane; axon; voltage-gated potassium channel complex. Bases 815 to 2680 code for a protein of 621 amino acids. NCBI's taxonomy places the organism in Eukaryota, Metazoa, Chordata, Actinopteri, Esociformes, Esocidae. The transcript is spliced from 5 exons. Gene Ontology annotation, molecular function: protein binding; delayed rectifier potassium channel activity. The record is from RefSeq and is a predicted model, not a curated record.
UGAGGGAGGGGUAUACGUCUGGUUGGCGAAGCAACAGAUCCUAUGCCUUCCCUAUAAACAACCCCACAACCUCGCAUCUCAUCCGCUUCGAGGCUGGAGGAAGACAUCAUCGCAAACUGAUGGAAUAUUCCAACGCACGCGUCCUCAGCGUUAAUUCAUUCGGAUCGUUACAGAAGUCAACCUUCACGUUUUCGGAAACUUGUUAGAUUUUUUGGAUUGGUCAGAUGGAUUUUGAUUUUGUUAAUUUUCGAACAAGGAACAAUAAAAGGAAUGUUGAAGACGUUUUGUUUUCGCUUUGCAGUGGCUACAAUACAAAACUGAUGUAGAAUUCGAUUUUUUCUUAAUUCUAACAUUUUGUAGAUUCGAUGUGGGAUACAACAAUCCCAAUAUUCUGUUAUCUCUGUUACAGAAUAUAUCUGGAUAUACCUGUCUGAACUGAAUAUUUCACAUUAUUCGGCUACAACUUUUGAUUAUUUAAUUAUACAAUAUAAAUAAUGUAUAUUAGCAUAUUAAAUACAUACUCAGUCAGCUAAAGCCAUUUGCCUAUUCCAGAAUUUCAGAGAUGUUUUGAGAUUGCAAGUCGUUAGGAGAGUUAGCUCAUAUAACAGGUGGUUUUAUUAACGACCCCUCCGUAUGCCGCGUUGAAGCAGAGAUGCAACUGUCCUCCGGGCUACUGGACAAAUGAGUCGUGUCAUAACAAGGACUUACUUGAGGACGAACUCUAAACCGUCAUCGUGUGAUCUCCGAUCUUGAUUAGGGGGACCUCAUAACGGAUAAACAAGACCAACGGAAUACCGUAUCUCCAUCUAAACCUAUGAUCAGCUCGGUGUGUGUUUCGUCUUACCGAGGACGCAAGUCUGGCAACAAACCUCCAUCCAAGACAUGUUUGAAGGAGGAGAUGACCAGGGGGGAAGACUCGGAAAAAAUUGUCAUCAAUGUUGGUGGCACAAGACACGAAACCUACAAGAGCACACUUAGGACAUUGCCAGGCACACGCUUGGCCUGGUUAGCCGACCCGCCAGAGCCGGUCAACACCCCAGACAUAGACUCCUUCUCCGUAGGCGCCAUAUCUCCAAAUCCAACCCCAUUAACAAACGAGUUAUUUUUCGACAGGCACCCGGGCAUAUUCGCUUAUGUGUUGAACUAUUACAGAACCGGUAAGCUUCACUGCCCCGCCGAUGUCUGCGGGCCUCUUUUUGAGGAGGAGUUGGCGUUCUGGGGAAUAGAUGAGACCGACGUCGAGCCGUGUUGUUGGAUGACCUACCGCCAGCACCGUGACGCAGAGGAGGCACUGGACAUAUUCGAACCACCCGACCCAGAUGACUCGGACGAUGAAUUACCCAGGCGUUUCGGCAUCGAGGACUGCCCAGAGAGGUCGAGGGGUUGCUGUGAAGUUUGGCAACCAAAGAUAUGGGCUCUCUUUGAAGACCCGUAUUCAUCCAGGGCUGCUCGAGGCAUAGCGUUCGCCUCCCUCUUCUUCAUCCUGGUUUCCAUAACAACGUUCUGUCUUGAGACACAUGAGCACUUCAAUGACCUGAAGAACCGUACAGAAAACUACACCGUGGGGAACGUCACGAUAGAGAAAAUCUCGGAGGAGGUGGUGACCAAGCCUAUUCUGACCAUAGUGGAGGGGGUCUGCGUGGUCUGGUUCACCUUUGAGUUCUUCGUGCGUGUCGUUUGCUGUCCGAACAAGCUGCUGUUCGCCAAGAACAUGCUGAACGUCAUCGACUUCGUGGCCAUCCUUCCCUUCUACCUGGAGAUGGGUCUCAGCGGACUGUCCUCCAAAGCCGCCUCCGACAUACUGGGGUUCCUGCGUGUGGUCCGCUUCGUUCGGAUUCUCCGGAUCUUCAAGCUGACUCGGCACUUUGUGGGCCUGAGGGUCCUGGGCCACACCCUGAAGGCCAGCGUCAACGAGUUCUGCCUCCUCAUUGUCUUCCUGGCGUUGGGUGUCCUCAUCUUCGCCACCAUGAUCUACUACGCGGAGCGGAUCGGCGCCAAAGCGGAUGACCCCCGUGGCUCCAACCACACGGACUUCAAGAACAUCCCCAUAUCCUUCUGGUGGGCCGUGGUGACCAUGACGACCCUGGGUUACGGGGAUAUGUGCCCGAAGACUUGGCUGGGCAUGAUAGUGGGCUCGCUCUGUGCCCUGGCGGGGGUGCUCACCAUCGCCAUGCCCGUGCCCGUCAUCGUCAACAACUUUGGCAUGUACUACUCUCUGGCCAUGGCCAAGCAGAAGCUGCCCAAGAAGAAGCGGGCGCACAACCCGAACCCAGAUGCUCCCACCACGGACACGGCUUGGUUUGGGAAGUCCAACACCAACUCUCCGACGGAGAGUGACACGUGUCCACUGGCCGCCGAGGAGACAACCAGGAAGCGUUCAGACUCCAAGCUGAAUGGCGACGCCAACGUGGCCCUGUCAUCGGAGGAGGGGUGCAGCCUGACCCAACCCCUGUCCCCCAGUGAGAAAUGGCCCCUACGGCAUGGCCACAGCCACGGGCGGGAACAAGCCCGGUCGUUCAGGGCGAACAAGACCACCAAGAAAGAGGCGACUUGUUUCCUCCUCACCUCAGGAGACUUCUCCUGCUCUGGGGGGGGGCACACCAUUCACACGGAGAGCUGUACGGACUUCCUGGCAGCCACUGGAAACUACGCUCAACCAGAAGUCACCACUCUGACCUGAAAAAGCUGAUUGGUCAAUGAAGGACAAGUGGGCGUGAACCAGGGCACAGCACUGAAGGACACAGGCGGGAGAUUCAGCUCCAGGUCCUUUCCUCCUUCUCUAACUGACAUGAUGUUCUGGAUCCUUCUAGACGUUCUGGAACGAGAAUCCUUUUCUUUCUGUAAACAGUUCCCAAACUCUGUGGUAGUAUCUGAAGCUUUAGGAGGUCUUGUUAUGUGGGUGUGAACUCAUCUGUUGGUUUCCAAGCAUUUUUGCAUGUAUUGUCUUGCAUGAUCUAGCACUAUAUCACGCUGAAGGAAAAUAACAUAAAUGAAUGUAAAUGUUGGGAGACAUCUUAAGUUGAAGAGUGAUCUGAAUAUCUGAAGGAAUAUUCUCUGUAGUGCUUAGGAGUUGCAAACAACCAACAAUAUUGCAAAAUUGCAUUAUCCAGAAAUUGCUACUAUCGAAUUUGCUACAAUUCUUUAAAACACUAGAAAGUUAGUCAUUUUGUCUGAAACUUAAAUUAAAUAUGACAUAUCUGUGCCGUUUUUAAAUUCAUGGCCAUCUUUAGAUUUAAUGUUUAAUAUUAUAUUCAAAUAAUAAUUUAUUUAUAACUGACAUUCAAAGAAAAAAAUAGUAAUGAAAAUGCCACUGUAGUAGUUGAAAUUCUAUAUUUUUUUUAUAUCAUACUGAAGAUGUUCAUGAACACAACCAGAUUAUACUGGGUCCAAUAGAACUCAGACAUCUUGUUAGAAGACCGUUAGAAUGUUAUGGUAACGUGACUCCUAAAGGGAGGCAGAGGUUGAAACACUACAAAAUAAAAGUACUCAGCUAUUAAUCAAUUCCCAUUAUCUGGUCAUUUAUCUCUGAAUUAUGAACUUAUGAACAACGCUGAGAACUUUUGCUUUGUAACUUUUUACACCUCUGAUGGCAGGAAGGGGUUUCUAAAAAGGUUUUUCUAGUGUUAAAAUAUGAUACAAUUCAUAAUCCGUUCAAUGUUGACGUCCUGAGCCAAAACAACAUUUGGCGUUUCUGAUUAAAUAAAAAAAAAGACUGCCUUUCAUCAGUGUAACAUGAUUGGUAACUAAAAUACAACCGAAAUGUGUAGCGCUAUUGUGUGAAGAAGCAUGACUACAACUUACAACCUAAAAUCCUUGUGUCAAGUUAUCUUACUCCCAAUAAAAAAAGAGCCCAAGACAGCUCCAGGUUUGUUUUUAUUAAAACAUAGCAGAAGGACAGGUUGGUCUCCAUCUGGCUUUGUGCCAACUGAGCUAUGUUUAAAAGGCAGCCUAGACAACCAGCGAGCACAAGCAGCUGUUUAACUCAGCUUUGAGAGACAACAGGCCAUAUUCAACCUAUAGCAUGUGACUAUAAAAGCUCACUCUGCCUUCCUCUCACAAACAGUGUCUUGAAUAUCCUUCCAUGACAAAUUUUAAUAAUGCAAGGAAAAUGUGUAUUUCUUUUUUUUUAUUCAAAGGAAUAGAGUCAAAGUAGCAGCAUUUGACUGUUAAAACCUCUGCUACGGUUCACAAAGUGUCUUCAAAUCCUUGUAAAAUAGUAAAAAAGAAACAGAGAUUAACUAAUGAAAAAAUUGCAAAUGCUGCACUUUGAGGCAAGAUGCAAGCAGACUGUAAUGCAGAAGGUAGCACGUGACUGAAGUAACUCACACUUGCUUGUCACGAAAGAUUAAGUGGUUUGGAAAACUUUGUAAGUAGAAAACAUAAGUGCUAUUGGCAGUGUUUCAUUAAUACAUUUGCUGGUUGAAGAGGGACCGAGUUGCGGGCGGCCAUAUUAGAAUGAAAAAGACUGUGUCAACACCAUUAGUGAAUGCACUGUUGAGAUCCAUAUAGCUACAUAUAACGUGAUGUCAUUUAACCGUUCCAAUUGUGCCUCUGUGAUGGAGCUUUUCGUGUAAUAGUAACGUAUACAUGGCUUAGAGUCGUUCCUAUAAACGCAUAUCUUUCUUCUUUCAGAUCUUGGCUACUUGAGUUUCCAGGUUGUUUGAUAAUCUAUGUAUGUUGCGGGGGGGGGGGGGGUAUUUAGCAAUAUUGCAUUCCCAAUGGCAGUCUCUUCCUUAUUAUCGGCCCUGUUAAAAGUAGUUGACAGUGUAAGGAGUAAGACACCACUUGGGAUGUAACCAAAGACUGUGUUAUUCUUUCAUGUGGUGACCUCAUGGGAAGUUUCCAGUAAAACGUUUUUUCGGGGGGUUGGUGGGGUCUCUGUUUCAUUAAUUCACUGUUGAUAGAGUUCCAGUGUGUUUAACAAGAUUACAGAACUUUUGAAACAGAAAUGCAGCCAUUUUGCAGCAGUAUGAACUUUCUGUUGUGUCUCUCCCUUGUGUACGUCUGCCCACGAGCUUAGCCACAUGAAAAUGACGUAACUUCACAAAUCUUUGUCCAAAAAGAAUAUAAAAAAAAUUGUGAAUUCUUCCUUUUUUUGCAUUUUUCUUUCAACCAUAGUUGCCUUAUGUUUAUUAUAAAGAACAUUUUAAUCUAAAUUCUCAACCCCAUUUAAACGUCUUUGACAUGAUAGUCUGUAUAUAAAAGCACAGUUGUAUGUAGCCACGGACGGUCUGGCUGUUUGGCAUUCAUUUUUGCGCAAAGGAUUGUUGUCUGGCUAAUAAUCAGACUGGAGUGUUAGUAAAGGGCCAGGGUAUCUAAAAUGCCAGGGCUGAAAUCCAGUCACAGUCUGCCCCUGUAUGUAGCACAGUCAUGUGACUUUUUACCCAAAUCCUGAAGAAUUAUCAUGUACAGAAUAUAUUAACUGCAGAGUUAAUAUAAAUAAAUGAAACUAUAUAAAGAUGAUUUUAUUUUGAUAAUUUAUCUCGUUCUGCCGACUUUGUACAGCUUCCUUUCCCACUUUUCCUGUUAUGUUUUAGCAGGGGUGAACAAAGACAGUACAAGGGCCUAUGUUGGGUUUCCCAAACCGAAUUAGAAGGAUUCCAGCAUAUCUGUGAGACCUGUUCUAAAUUUAUGGGUUCUCUCGCCUUGAAUGAAUAGAAGUUGAACAGCUGUUUUUGGAAACAAACGCUGUGAAACGGUCAGAUGCUUUGUGUUUAAAUCAAUACAGUUCAUAUCUUGUAGGCACGUGUGUCCAUGCAGGAAUACAAAUAAAAUCGAUUUACCUUACGAUAAAAGAUGCCCAUGUGUUCCACUCUCUUGGCUUUCCUUCAUCUGAUAGCUGUUUCUGUCCAUGUACUGUAUGUCCUCGUCCAGUAGCUUUUAUAUUUUCACCCUUUAAUGCUAAUGGCCCAUGUGACAAAGGAACAGUCUUAGGUUGCUGUGAUGAUCUGUUGUCAGUGCAUGUUUGUUCAGAUGAGGCAUCGGAAUCUGAACCCGUAAUGUAACAGCAGAAAGAUCCGGCGGAGGCAGGUUUAGCCAUAAUGUUGCUUUUCUGUUGUUAUGGUUAUAUAAAUGUUACCACGGGCCAAAAUUUGGCUAUGUGAAAAGUGGAAGGCUGUUAAUAUAAAUGUGUGUUAGAGGACCCCCCCCACUAUUUAAAUGAAUAAGGAUUUGUGUUGCCAAAACAGUAGUUGGGGUGUUUGGAGAGACUCAAUGACUCAAUUAUGUAUUUUAUAAAUACUUUUUUACACAAGCUGUUACAAAGUGCUUAUACUGAUACCUAGCCUAAAACCUCACAGAACCAGUAAUAACGUUACAGUGGCUAGAUAAUACUCAGAAGCCUGGGAAGAAACCUAGAGAGGGAACGGUCUCCAAUCUCUAUGGAGAUUUGGGAUGACACACUAAAAUGUAAUGAUUAAGGUCAGGCUUCUCUGUUGCUGUUCUUUGUUGGAGUUAGUGAAUGGAAAAAAAUGUGUAAAUAAAGUACAUAAUAUGAUUUUGUAGUUUGUCGUUAAAUUGUUACACUAAUAUACUAGUUGACAUUUACAUUAAAUCAUCAUAUUUAUUGCAUACAAACACAGUUUGCAACAUAGCCAUAACACUUGCCCACUUUAAAAUUCUCAAGCACCUCCUUUUCCCACUGGGCCUUCUGUUUACAAAAAAGGUUAAAAGGGUCAAGUUUGUUAAAAGUGUGAUUACAUUUUUUGCAAAGUUAUUCAAUGUUUAGUAUCUGUACAAUGUUUUCAGUGGUAUGCUGUAACAAUAGGGGAGCAAUUAUAAAAAAAGACAUUAAAAGUUGGACCAAUAUCAGAAAUUACAAUUCUGUGUAAAUUGUGGUGAAAUGCAUAAUAUCCAAUGACUAUACAGGAACAGAUGGAGGAGGAAACGUCAGGCUGUUUUCCGGAUGAAAGUUGACAUUCUCACUUAACAAAAUAAAAGUGGUUUCCAACUUGAA